AUGGGCCUGAGCCCGGCUGCGAGGGAUAGUAAGUUCUCGCGCCACCUCGCUAGGUUGCCCCUGCCGCGCCUCAAGGCCAUUCGCAAACUCGCCAGUAUCCGGCCUCGUGAAGAUCAGCCUGGGCCAGGACGUUCAGCGGUGCCCCACUCAGAAGAAUCUGUGGGAUCCCAAGCACUGGUCCAGUUCCUGCCCAAGCAGCCUCAGCAGGAUACUUCAGAACUCAGUGAAUGCAUACAGCAGGGAGAGAAGUCCAUCAUUAACGUGGAGACCACACCCACCCAGAAGAGUAUAGAGUUGGAUUCAACACCCAAGCCUGAGAGGGAGGGCAAGUUAAUAAAGCAAGCAGUUGAGGUCAAACCAAGACCCAGACCCGGAGACCUGAUUGAGAUUUUUCGAAUUGGCUAUGAGCACUGGGCCAUCUAUGUAGAAGAUGACUAUGUGGUCCAUCUGGCUCCUCCGAGUGAGGAAUUUGAGGUUGGCAGCAUAACUUCUGUCUUCAGCAACCGUGCAGUCGUAAAGUAUAGCCGCCUGCAGGAUGUGCUGCACGGGUGUUCCUGGAAGAUCAACAACAAGCUGGACGGGACCUACCUGCCCCUGCCGGUGGACAAGAUCAUCCAGCGCACGAAGAACAUGAUCAACAAGAUCGUGCAGUACAGCCUGAUCGAAGGGAACUGUGAGCACUUCGUCAACGACCUCAGAUACGGCGUGCACAGGAGCCAGCAGGUGGAGCAUGCCCUGAUGAAUGGAGCAAAGGCUGUGGGCGCCGUCAUCUCAGCGGUUGUUGAUAGCAUCAGGCCCAAACCUUUAACUGCCUGA
Marmota flaviventris (yellow-bellied marmot) is the source of this 816-nucleotide messenger RNA. RefSeq names its product phospholipase A and acyltransferase 5 (gene Plaat5). The record is from RefSeq and is a predicted model, not a curated record. NCBI's taxonomy places the organism in Eukaryota, Metazoa, Chordata, Mammalia, Rodentia, Sciuridae. Gene Ontology annotation, molecular function: glycerophospholipid phospholipase A1 activity; A2-type glycerophospholipase activity. Gene Ontology annotation, cellular component: cytoplasm. Gene Ontology annotation, biological process: N-acylphosphatidylethanolamine metabolic process.